This is a messenger RNA of Dama dama (fallow deer), 1316 nucleotides long. Its product is annotated as pancreatic trypsin inhibitor-like. The coding region runs from base 23 to 412 and encodes 129 amino acids. Lineage: Eukaryota; Metazoa; Chordata; Mammalia; Artiodactyla; Cervidae. Gene Ontology annotation, molecular function: serine-type endopeptidase inhibitor activity. The record is from RefSeq and is a predicted model, not a curated record. The transcript has 4 exons.
UCAGGAGCCCUCCUGCAAGUCCAUGAAGAUGAACCGACUCUGCCUCUCUGCAGCCCUUCUCAUCCUCCUGGUUAUCCUGGUGGAUGGCACUCCAAGAGGUCAUGAGAUGAGUCAUGGACAGCAACUGACGAUAACUUCAAAACCGCGCUUAUCUCCAAAGCAAGACGAACAUGCAUUUGCAGCAGCUUCUAAGCCUGCCUUCUGCCUGAGGCGUAAAUUAACAGGUCCCUGCAAGGGCAGGAGGAUAAGGUACUUCUACGAUGCCAAGACCGGGCGAUGCCAACGCUUUUUAUACGGUGGCUGCAAAGGAAACAGGAAUAACUUCCACAGCGCAGGGCAGUGCAUGAAAACCUGCGGUCAUGCGGCAGGGUCCCGGACAGGCCAUGGGAAGACUCAUGCUCCAAAACUCUGAAGUCUGAGGAGGACCCAUGAAAGUCUGGGCUGUGGUAGCUCCUGAAACAGUUCAGUGUCCUUGCAUUUCUUCUUUUCCUUACCUUCCUCAGCAGAGCCUGCCUAUUUCCUUUCCUCCAUGAUGCUGAGAGACUUCUCUGGUGGCUCAGAUAGUAAAAGCGUCUGUCUACAAUGUGGGAGACCCGGGUUCAGUCCCUGAGUCAGGAAGAUCUCCUGGAGAAGGAAAUGGCAACCCACUCCAGUGUUCUUGCCUGGAAAAUCCCAUGGACAGAGGAGCCUGGUAGGCUACAGUCCAUGGGGUCGCAAAGAGUCGGACAUGACUGGGCGACGUCACUUCAGUUUAUGAUUCUGGGAAAGAUUGAGAGCAGGAGGAGAAGGGGACGGCAGAGAAUGAGAUGGCUGGAUGGCAUCACCAACUCAAUGGGCAUGAGUUUGAGCAAACUCUGAGACAUAGUAAAAGACAGGGAAGUCUGGCAUGCUGCAGCCCAUUGGGUCACAAAGAGUCGGACACGACUUAGUGAUGAACAACAUGGGUGUAUACACUUUAGUUCUGUCUCAUCCAUGUGGCUCUGAGCACCAUGACAGCAUGUCUUCCCUUUAUCCUGAGCACUUAGCACAGUUCCUGGCAUGAAGGAAGCAGUUCAUAAUUAUGUGAGGAAGGAAGGCGUGCAGGAGGAGCACAUUCCUCUCGACCAGAGUAACUACAGAGCCUGAAGUUUGACACCAGGAUUGUUGUCUCAGCCCACAUACUCAUGGCAUCCUCACCUUCAUCCCCCUCCAUGCCAUCACUGCUCUCCUUGUGUGAGGGCUUGGUGGAAUUUCUGGCAACCAUUUCUCAGCAUCAGUAAUGAGAGAAGUCUUUGCAAUAAAACAGCCCCCUUUUCCCAUAAAGAUGUUGCAGUUUU